This is a messenger RNA of Schistocerca americana (American grasshopper), 1855 nucleotides long. RefSeq names its product protein Njmu-R1-like. Gene Ontology annotation, cellular component: trans-Golgi network. The transcript is spliced from 8 exons. The record is from RefSeq and is a predicted model, not a curated record. The coding region runs from base 246 to 1376 and encodes 376 amino acids. Lineage: Eukaryota; Metazoa; Arthropoda; Insecta; Orthoptera; Acrididae.
CCAUAACAAGUUGUUGACAAGCGGAGAGGCGUACUCUCGUCAGUACGCACGUGUCACAAAUUAAACAUAGUGUUCUUUUAUCAGUGCUACCAGUACAAGUUUACGAUUACAGGCUGUCACAGGAGUUUAAGUGUGGAACAUUUAAAAUAGUUUGAAAGCAGUUAAGAGACUGUAUUACUUUCAAAAUACUUCGGCAUCUGCAUUAAACCCUUUUAUCAGCAGUGUUAUUCUAAAUGUAGUUCGAAAUGGCAGUGUCAGGAACGGAGAAAAGCCACAACGCAUCCGGUUCGUCGUUUGCUGUUUACCUGUGUAAUAUUAACAGGGCAAAUGCAACAUCAUCAUUAUUGUCAUCAUCAUCAGCAGCAGCAGCAGGCAAUAUUCAGGAAGGAACAUCACAAAUUAGUACAGAGGAGGAAGCUUUUGGAUUGAAGCUCCUCUCAUCAUCACUUACAUCAGAGCAAGAAUGUCUGCUGCAAUUAUUCCUGAUAAGACGUCUGAAGAAGGGUGCUAUAUACACUGGGACAGGGAAUUUUUCUGGAAUGGAGUUUAGCUUGACAGAGAAACCAAGCUCACCAGCCGUUUGCUACUACAUCCUGUUACCCUGUGGUUCAAGGAAUACACAGUCAGAGCAAGCUUUAAUUUGUCUGCUUGCAGACACUGACACAAAUCUGGAAGUAUUCAGGCCAGAACUGACUCUAUAUUGUGAAGCAUUAGCUCAAAGGAUUCCACAAAAUGCAACAGAAUUUUCCAAAGGACUGCAUGCAGAAUUAUCAACAUGGCUGGCAGACUGUGUUUAUUAUGUGUGCCGUGUACUUAACACUAUGGGAGAAGAAGUUGCAAUUCUUCUUCAGCUGGCACAGCAGAAUAGAAAAGUAAUGGGGAGUGAUAAUGUAGGUCCAAAAGCAGUAGCUGAUGUUCAAAGAUUCAUCUCUUCUUGUGCUGUUGUUCAAUACUUGGGCUCAAUUAAUAAAGCUGAAUCUACUGACAAUUCACCGGUCUUUUUGAAAACUGGAAGUCCUGGAGGAAAACUGAGAAUUGAUGAAAUUAACUGUAACUCAUACUGCAUGGACUGGGCACAGCGUCUGUUGUCUUUGGGUGAAAACUGUGAACCUUGGAAAAUCAGGAAAGUGCUAGAAGCAUUCAAAUUAAAGACAAUUAAGGACAUGAACACACUGAAAAGAUUCCUGAAACAAUCAGAAACAGAUCACUAUUCAUUAUACAGAGCAUAUACAUUCCUCCUCUCUUCGGGCAACAGUGAUAUUCUACUGAAGCAAGUUAAAAUGGAAGGGUCUUCAGCAGGGGAUGUAAUAGACGUACUCGAGCAACAUUUGAAUGAAAUGAGGCCAAGGCAUACUCCUAUACAUACUAUUACCUGAAUCUAAUGUGCACCAUGCACAAAAUAUUUAGGAAGAUAAGGAUUACCUUAGUUUUACUUUUAACAAAAAAAAAUCAGAUGUCACCAAUACUUUUGCAUUUCUUAAGAACUGCUCAUUAGUAGCAUUAAAAGGCAAAAUGUUAUAUAUUUUGAGGGAGAAACCUUAUAGCUGUGGAGGAAGUCAAGACAUACAUGAUACCAGGUAUGUGACAAAAAUCUGCUGUCAGUUGUAAACCACAUAAACAGCUGACAAUAAUUAAUUAUAGGGAGCUUACAUUACUGAUGACACUUUCCAUAUCCUAUUUGCUCUUAAAGAUGCUGUUAACUAGUGUCAUAAGUAACUAAUAUAAUCGCUGUUACUUAGCUGCUAUUAUGUACAGUAACAGCUGUUUCUGUUGUGUAGUAGUAGGAGUAGUCAGUAUAAUGAAACUGUAAAUAAUGUAUAAAGUAAUGUAUAAAUAAUACAGAUAUAAAAAUUUA